UGCAGUACUUAUGAUAGCGAAUGGAGUGGAUACUCGCUUGUGUUUCAGCAGAAGCGGAGCUUUUUCCUCACACGUGACACGUUGAAGAGUGUCGUACAGUGAGAAGGGGUCGGUAACACCUGGUGACGGAGCGGUGUGGACGGACGGACACACACACACACACACACACACACACCACGCUGUAAAGACACACCGAAGCGCUCCGCGCAGAGAAGUGCACGCGUUGCUGCUACCAGCGGUGACCAGGUGCGACCAGCGUGGGCAGGGCGGCUGCAGGAUGCGAGGGACCCGUCACGUGUAUUAGAGCGCGCGCUCGCGCUUCUCCUCUCGCCGCUCGCGGGUGAAGAGGCGGUCAUGAUGAUGGAGCACGAGCGACCGGCGCUGUCUUCGCGCUUUGUCCUGAGAGUGGCCGUGUGCGAAGUGACCCUCAGCAGAGCCUCGCUCACCUGGACGGAACUGGGCACCGAGAAAGCGCGCGCGUCGGGAGCGCGCCGGGACGCCCCCAGGGCCGGGAACAACUGCGUGCCUGUGUGUGAAAUCAUAGCUGCUCAAGAGGCCGAAACUGCCAUCCUGUCCAUAAACAAAGGAAGUGGGCCAAGUAUAUCGCAGGAGCUCUUUAGGGCAUACCCAAGUGCCUUCACAGUGUCCUACGUGGAGAGGGCAUCUCACCACCGCUGGCGCACCAGCGAUGUCACCUUCCGCUGCCCCAGUGCAGCCACGUGUCACCAGUGGGUCCAGACCAUCAGGGAGCACCUCGUAAUGCUGUCUGGCCGGCCCAUGCGUUUGCUGGUCUACAUUAAUCCUUACGGUGGGAAGCAGCAAGGGAAGCGGAUUUACGAGCAGAGGGUGGCCCCACUCUUUGCCCGUGCCUCCAUAUCCACCCAUGUGAUUGUAACCCAGUUUGCCGAACAGGCCAGAGACGAGUUGGCGAGCAGCGCUGACCUAGAGAAGUAUGAUGGCGUGGUGUGCGUCGGGGGCGACGGCAUGUUCAGCGAGGUCAUACACGGCCUGAUCGCUAGAACCCAGAGGGAUGCGGGCCUUGACCAGAACUGUGCUGAGGGGAAGCUGGCGCCCUGCAGACUCCGGGUCGGUAUCAUCCCUGCAGGGUCAACCGACUGCAUUUGCUACGCAUCGGUGGGCACCAACGAUCCUGUGACUUCUGCCUUACACAUCAUUUUGGGGGACUCCCAGCCUAUGGAUGUCUGCUCAGUCCACCGCAACGACAAGCUCCUCAGGUACUCCGCGUCCUUGCUUGGGUACGGUUUCUACGGCGAUGUGUUGGCAGACAGCGAGACGAAACGGUGGAUGGGCCCGGCUCGCUACAGCUUCUCGGGUUUGAAGACGUUUCUCUCACAUCACUUAUAUGAAGGAACAGUAUCUUUUCUACCAGCUACCGACAUCCUGGGGAGUCCAAGAGAUAAGACGAGGUGUAGAGCAGGGUGCCGCCUUUGUCGGCACGACGGGCAGCUCGCUUCGGAAGACAGACAGGUCUGCAGGACAGAUGAGGACAUCGCUGAGAAAGAGCACCAGGACAAGUGGCAGGUGGUCCACGGAAAGUUCCGGGCCAUCAAUGCCGCCACCAUGAGCUGCGCCUGCCCCCGCAGCCCGGAAGGGCUCUCGCCGGCUGCUCACCUAGCUGACGGCACCACGGACCUCAUCCUCGUCCACCGCUGCUCCCGCCUGGGCUUCCUGUGCCACCUGCUGUGCCACACUAACCGGAAGGACCAGUUUGACAUGGACUUUGUGGAGGUGCACCGCGUGCGCAGCUUCCGCUUCACGCCCAAGCAUGGAGUGAGCCGUCCAGAACCGGAGAAAAAGCACAACUCAAAGAAGGUCUUGCAACAGAUGUGUAGGGACCACCCAGCCUGCAGCGUCCCCUUCAACAGCAGCUGGAGCUGCGAUGGGGAGAUCCUUCACCAUGCUGCCAUUGAAGUCAGGGUGCACUGCGGGUUGAUCCAGCUGUUCGCAAGAGGGAUUGAGGAUCGGUCACCAGCCGAGCAGCUAUCCGGCCCCCGCGCAACCUAAACCAUGUUUCCGGCAACUUCCGAUGGAUUACAGGCACACGGAGCUGACCACCACCCCCUGCAUAGUGGGACGGAUACGCCUUUGUGCAGAUUCAGCCCUUACUUCUGCAUUCAGCUCCCGUGACUGCGCUUGUGCUUCUAUCUCGGGUCCAAGAAUUAAAGCAGAGAUUUAAGGAUCAAGUGAUCCUCGGAAA
This is a messenger RNA of Scleropages formosus (Asian bonytongue), 2218 nucleotides long. It is a transcript of the gene cerk, whose product is annotated as ceramide kinase. Gene Ontology annotation, molecular function: ceramide kinase activity. The record is from RefSeq and is a predicted model, not a curated record. Lineage: Eukaryota; Metazoa; Chordata; Actinopteri; Osteoglossiformes; Osteoglossidae. Bases 355 to 2025 code for a protein of 556 amino acids. The transcript has 14 exons. Gene Ontology annotation, biological process: phosphorylation; ceramide metabolic process.